AUGUCUGCGACUACUGGCAGAAGCAACAGGGCUGAUGAACGGCGGUCUCCUUCCUCGUCACCCGAGACGUUGGAGAGUAGUGUCUUUUGUAAGUCACUGAUCUAUGGCACCGGAACGGCGAGUGAUGACGCAACUGUCACCGACGAUUCCGUCCGCCUCUACUUCAUCAUCAUCCUCAUCAUCGUCCCUGAGGACCUCCCAGCUAUAAAGUAUCGCCACACGAUGGUACUCGUAUCUCGUGCCUUGUACAGUCGUAGGAUCGCUGAUAUGGUGUGUACAAGUCACGAGGCGAUGGCUGUUGCCCACAGCAGAGGGACGGAGGAGGACGAAGAGGAUAGUCCUAAGCAUGAGCACUCGAGUAGUGACAAUAGCGCGGCUGCAACGAACUGUGCUUGUACCAGGAGGAAUACUAGAACUGAUAUGAAAAAGUGCUAUUGCGCUUUAUCCCACUCGGCAUCAGCUAGCUCAGCUCAGCAGCAGCAGCAGUCGGUGGUGAUGGCAUGUGGUAGUUCAGGGCCAUUGGCCCACAACGCCUCGGUCAGCUCUAGUGGUGUGGCUAGUCCGAGUGUGGCGGGCUUGGCUCGUUCGGUGACCAGUGAGAGCACCCUCAGUGUGCAGGAUAGAGGGACGGCUUCCUUGGACCUACGAAGGGGCUUCUCGAGCUCAACGACUGUCAUCAGUAGGAUUGCCUUUGAAUCGGUAUCCCACAAAUACUCAGCAACCAUACCAAGGUUGACGAGCUUCUCAGCAGCUAUCAAUACUUGUCUUAUCUUCGUCUUGGCGGCUGACUUGCCUCCCUCUGGCUCGGGUCCUUGGAUGCCGGACUCCCCUUGUGGGGCGCAACAGGGAGGGGCAUCAUCGUCUACGCCCUCUUCAUCAGCAGCAGCAGCUGGGGUAGGGUCCUCGGACAUGUCUGGGGUCGAUCUUGGGAUGUGCCGAGUGAGUGCAGUGGAAGGGGUAGAGUGCGGUGGCUGCUUUGGUUUCUGGGGUCACCAUAAUAGGGCUCGGGGCUCUGAUCAGCAACAACGGGAUGGAGGCUCUAGCAGUGAAGUGGAAGUUCGAGACGAUGAACGCAUCGAGGACGAUUUGAGGAUGCUAGAAUUGCGACUGAGGCAAUGGCAACGGCAGAGGCAGCAUUUGGUUGAGGAUGCGAAGCCGCUUUCUGUGCUGUUGGUCAUCACUGAUUUUGAUAGGAAGAUGCAGCUUGACCAGGAGGAGCACAUCUUCACCAAGCAGGAGCGACAGGAGUUGAAAAACAAGCAUACUUUACUGUUGUCCUCAGUGGACUCUCUAUGGGACAAGUGGGGUUCGAGAGGCGAGAGAGUUUUGGACGAUAAGAUAUUCACAUCGUGGGAUGGUGACAGGCUGCAUAGUGUGGUGACAGAGCUCUCGUCUAGACUGGCACAUGCAUAUUUUACUAGUAGGCCUUCUAAUCCAGUCUAGUAUGAAUAAUAUAUUGCACGAUUGUAUCUCUUUGUUUCCUGGCAGUGUCCUUGUAGUAGAUGUAUCCUCAUAGUGUUGGUCACAGUAUGGUCAUGUUCCUCCCGUCCCUCGUUGAGGGUUUGCUGUGGUUGACCCCAACCAAUGAGGUGGUUAUAAUACUAUUUACCGUGCUCUAGUACUGUUGUUCCAAAGUAUUGAAUACAUUACUUGGUGUACCUGUGCUCGUUGUGGGGAGUGGGAGUCGCUUUGUUGCCUUUUGUAAACUACUCUGGCUUCCCUAUGUGAAGCAGCUCCGUCUACGUUCUUGUCAAUUGAGGUUAAAUUGCCUCGGUCAGCCACUGGUUCCCAUUAGUUACCGACAGCGCGUCUUGGCUGUUUCGGGUUUAUCACAUUUCGCGCCCCGUUUUGUACGUGUCCUGUUUGUCAAGUCACCCCUCAGCCGGCUGGUGGAAUAUCGCAGCAGACGUUUGUUAUCGAUGGUUGGGAUGAUGUUCAGUCUUGAACUGCUGGGUAGACUGGCGCAAGGCUGCAUUCCAUCAUCAUUUCUGGAAGAGUUUCUGUCCCUGCUCCUACUGCUGUUCUUAGUACUGUUGAUAUCCACGCUAUAUCAGAGCUCUGUACUAUUCCUCGAUGUACUGCUAUUCACCCCCAACUGCGUUCUACCGUCUUCGCUUGCCUUACACAAACUUGGGCGUUGUGACCU
Messenger RNA from Perkinsus marinus ATCC 50983, 2146 nucleotides. RefSeq lists its product as hypothetical. Lineage: Eukaryota; Perkinsozoa; Perkinsida; Perkinsidae. The record is from RefSeq and is a predicted model, not a curated record. Bases 1 to 1443 code for a protein of 480 amino acids. The transcript is spliced from 6 exons.